Fonsecaea multimorphosa CBS 102226 is the source of this 1497-nucleotide messenger RNA. RefSeq lists its product as uncharacterized. Gene Ontology annotation, biological process: transmembrane transport. The coding region runs from base 1 to 1497 and encodes 498 amino acids. The record is from RefSeq and is a predicted model, not a curated record. Gene Ontology annotation, molecular function: transmembrane transporter activity. Gene Ontology annotation, cellular component: membrane. NCBI's taxonomy places the organism in Eukaryota, Fungi, Ascomycota, Eurotiomycetes, Chaetothyriales, Herpotrichiellaceae. The transcript has 2 exons.
AUGAUUCUCAACAAUACAUCUGGAAAGCACGAUUCCGAAGAAGACCAUGUGGAGGUCGCUUGCAACACAGGGGCGCCUGACGAAGAGAGCUUUGGCUUCCAUUUUGACGCCAAGUUUGAUAGGACUGCAGUCUUCCAACUGGAUCUUUUACUGCAGCCCAUCUUGUUCGGCACCUUCAUCCUUUUGCUCCUCGACCGAGCCAAUGUCGGAAAUGCCAGAGUCGCUGGUCUCCAAAAGGACCUUCGUCUAACCGAUCACCAGUAUCAGAUCUCGUUGAUGGUCACAUUUAUACCAUACAUCCUGAUCGAGCUCCCGAGCAACUACGUCUUGAAAAAGAUUGGACCUCGCUGGCUGCUACCAGGCCUCUGCGUGUGCUGGGGUAUCGUGACCACUCUCGAGAGCUUGAUCCAGAACUAUGCCGGAUUCGUUGCUUGCCGGUUUUUCAUCGGCCUGUGUGAAGGUGGUGUUUUCCCGGGCUAUGUUGUCGUUUUGGCUGAGUUCUACCGGCGACACGAGAUCCAGAAGAGGAUCGCAAUCCUCUACUGCGCAGCAUCGCUAGCUGGAGCCUUCGGAGGCCUAUUGGCCGCAGCGAUCGAGCAGAUGGACGGCCUUGCCAAUCUUGCCGGAUGGCGUUGGAUCUUCAUCAUAGAAGGCAUCUUUACCGUCUGCUGGGGACUCGUCACACUUUGGAUCAUGCCAAGUGGACCGAGGGAUGUGCUCACCUUCACGGCAGAGCAGAAGGAGUACUACGUCAGAAGGAUGGCUGCGGAUAAACAAACCACGGAAGACGAUAAGGUCACACCACGCGAUGUCCUCACAUGUGUGAAAGAACCUCACUUUAUUAUUAUUGCCAUCAUGUCAUUCUGCGUGGGUACAGUGGCUCAAGGCGUCUCGUACUUCACGCCAUCGGUGGUACAAACCUUUGGAUUUAGCAGGACGGCGACCCAGCUUCUGACGGUCCCACCUUUUAUGUUUGCUGUCAUCACUACCCUGCUCGCUGGUUGGGCGGCAGAUCGCUAUCAACGGCGUGGCUUGCUUGCCAUCGUUACCGCUGCGCUUGGAGCGCUUGGAUGUAUCCUGAAUUUCUCCGGCACUUCUCUGGGAAUCAGGUAUCCUUCCCUGUUCUUCUUGAUUGGAGGGAUCUAUGCGUGCGCUCCGACCGUCCUUGCCUGGCUUCCCAACAACAUGGCAGCCUACGGUAAACGAUCCACGGCCGUCGCAAUCGGAUUCAUGGUGAGCAACUCUGGUGGGAUCUUGGGUGUGUGGAUCUACCCGACCAAGGACGCUCCAAGAUACCUCCCUGCCAGCAGUGCCAAUAUCGCCCUGCUCGCCGCGGUGAUCCUUUUCUCUACGGUACAAGUGCUGCUCCUCCGGUAUCUUAACAAAAGAAAAAUCGAGAACCGAGAGGAAUUGCUUUGCGGUCUUGAACACCUGCCAUUGGACCAACAGAUCAAGGAAUUGGGGGACCGGCAUCCUGAUUUCAAAUACACAUUGUGA